UUAUCCGUUUGCAGGUUCCGAUAUGCAUGGCAGUCGAUUCCUCCGUGUCCUCCGUGUCCUCUGUGUUCUCCGUGUCCUCUGUGUUCUCCGUGUUAGACGCUGACUCCGCAUUCUUUGUUCUCUGUCAUGGAGGAAAUCACGGCGACGGUACUGGUAACGGGGGCGUCCGGUUACGUGGCCAACCACGUGGUUAAGGUGCUCCUGGAGCACGGUUACAAGGUGCGGGGGAGCGUGAGGAGCAAGGAGAGUUCCAAGGCCAAGGCCCUUUAUUCCCUGGCCGGGGAGGCCUUUGAGGACCAGCUGGAACUCGUGGAGGCGGAUCUCUUCAACGAUGAGUCGUGGAUUUCACCUGUAAAGUACGAUUCUAUGACACUCCAACUCCUCCUCUCCUCCUCCCCCCCUCAAACUCCACCCUUCCCUACCCCUCCUCCCUCCCCCUCACCCUGCAUCGCCGCCGAGGCCUUCGCCAAGAAGGGGGAGGGGGGGAGGGGGAGGGGGAUCACAGUCCUCCGUGAAAGGGGAUCCCUUCACACCCCAUUCGACUGUCACCCCUUUCACAUCCUACUCGACUGCCAUCCCUUUCACAUACCCUCGACUGCCGUCCCACCCUCCGUCCCCGUGUACCGCCGUCUCAUCGCGGUGUCCUUCGUAGGGAAGUUGACGACGCCGGAGAAGGGGAUGCUGACGGAGGAGGACUGGACGGACACGACGGACCCCAAGUGCGAUGGCUACUACAAGAGCAAGACCCUCGCCGAGAAGGCCGCUUGGGACUUCGUCAAAACCACUCAGGAAGGGAAUAAGUUUGAGCUGGCGACAAUCAACCCGUCCCUGGUAUUGGGGCCUCUUCUGACGAAGACCGCAGGCGAUGCCACCUCCCCCCAGGUGACCCACACCCUCCCCGCCCCUCGAUUCCUCCGACCGUCAGCUUGCAACUUUUCCCCCCAGAUCCUGAAGAGCGUGCUGACGAGGGAGUUCCCGUUGUGUCCACGGCUGGCCCUGCAGAUCUGCGACGUGCGGGACGUGGCGCUAGCGCACCUCAAGGCGAUGACCACGCCCGAGGCCAAGGGGCAUCGGCACAUCGUCUACACCGGGUCCAUCUGGAUGCAGGACUUCGCAAAGAUCCUCCACGACGAGUUCGCACAGUACGGUUACAAGCCGCCGACGGGCGCGAUGCCGAAAUGGGUCGCGUGGAUGGCGUCCUGCGUGGAAAAGCAAAUGAAGCGCUUCAUCUAUCCCCGAUGGGGCCAGGAACUUCACUACGAUAACUCCCGCCUACGAAAUGUUUUGAAAAUCGAGCCAACCGAGAUCAAGAGGAGUGUGAUUGACAUGGGUCACAACCUCAUCCAAAAUGGAAUUGUGCACAAGACCUCCAAGGAAUUAAUUGAGAACACGUUAGCAGCCAAGCCUCAGAAGUUGUCUGCAACUGAGCAUGGGCAACUCACAGAACUCCUUGUGCAGAAACAAGAGCAGCUCCAGGCCACCCUCAAGGUGGCAAAGGAGCAAGCUGGGAUCAGGGAGAAGAUGCUGCUGCUGCAGGCCGAGGUCGAGAGGCAGGACCAGGAGAUCCGUCUCCUGCAGAAACACCUGAAGGAUGCUGAGCAGCUCUUGGCAACAGCCAUCUAUCAAGCCAAGCAGAAGCUUGCUUCCAUCAACAGGGGGAGCAAACGCCCUGUGAACUCAGAAGAUCUCAUCAAAUAUGCACACCGAAUCAGUUCCACAAAUGCAGUUGCUGCACCUCUCAACUGGCAACAGGGGGAUCCUCGACGCCCCUACCCUACUGACAUUGAGAUGCGGUUGGGUUUUCUGGGCCGUCUGAGUGACCUCCCCAUCAGUGGGGCGGGUCUCCUCAAGUCCCAGGCAUCCAUUCCAGAUGGCAAUAUCCCACCUAAGCCCCAUCCACCACAUCAUCCAGAUCUGCCUGUAUCAACACCAGGACCAGGUGGUUACCCUUGGCACCCAGACCUUCAUGUGACUGCAGGGGGACUUCCACCAGGUCAAGGGCAGGGCCAUCCCCUCCCAGACAAGGCCCACAAGGACAACGUUGAGGAUGUUGAGGUCAUGUCCACUGACUCCUCCUCUUCCUCCUCCUCUGACUCGCACGGAAGCAGUCGACUGACGGAUGUGGGAGUGCUGGAGCGGGUGCAGGAGUGGGAACACCCUGCACACCCACGGGCACCCCUCUCCUCAGAGCAGCGUGAUGCCAUUCUCGAACUCACCUCAAUAUCUGGCACCCGUCCCUUCCCACCUAAUUUGCCGAUGGAGGAUAGUCAGGUGCAGGUGCCUGCGACACCACUGUCACCAGAGCCACGGAGCCCUGGAGUGUCCAUCUCCUCAGAGUCGGGUUUUGUCACCUCUUUUGCAGAUUUUGAACUUGGUGAUCGCACCAUUGACAAUGCUCAAGAGCGGCCCGAUCGACUGUUGACACCUACCACUAGCAUACCGAUAAAACGCCUUAGGGUUCUUCUUACAUUCCAUCACAUAUGUUACAAUGCCCUACAGUUCCUAACAUGGUAUGGAGAAGUUGAGAAGGAGAUGGUGGAGGAGGAGGAUGCAGCACAUGGGGAAUAUGUGGAGGCCUUGGGGCGCCAGAGGGACGGAUGCCAAGCACUGCUUGAUGAGGUCCAGCUUGCCCUCGACCAGCUUCUUUCUCUCUCCACGCAAUACGACUUUGUCUCCAACAAGACAAACUCCUUACACCAGGCCUGCGAGCAUCUCGUUGCUGAUCAGAUGGAGCUGAGCCGGCAUGCAGAGACAAUUGAGUCUCGGCUGCGAUACUUUGAGGAGUUGGAUGAGAUAGUGCAACGCCUCAGCUCUCCAACACUCUCCGUCCACAACGAUGCCUUCGUCCCCACUCUCACAAAGCUAGAUCAGUGCAUCAGCUAUAUGCAAGCUCAUCCAAAAUUCAAGGAGUCAGGGAUAUACCUGGCCAAGUUCCGUGCCUGCCAGACCAAGGCACUGGAGCUGAUCCGGACAUACGUGACAGCUACGUUGCGAGCAACCAGGGAGCGGGUGGCCCCACCAAAGGACACAAUCCUUGACCUUGACACAGCCUUCACCCCAUUCUAUGGGAAGUUUCGUGCCCAUGCCCCCAAGAUCAAGGACCUCAUGCAUGAGAUUGAGCAACGUUCCGACGACAAUGACCAGUACAAGGAACUGGUGCGAGAGUGCCAUGAAUGUUUUGUUCUUCAACGAGAGUGGCUCCUCACCCCUGUGGUGAGGGCAAAGCUCAACCAGCUUGUCGCAUCCCAUCCAAAGGACCAGUGUGGGCUGGUGCGGAGUGGGUGUGGGACUUUGGCCCACCUCUGCCAGGAUGAGACCAACCUCUUUUUCCAAUUUUUCAGCAAGGAGAGUGAGAUCUUUGAGAAGUUCCUGGAUGGUCAGUGCACACUUUUGUAUGAUGUCCUCCGGCCAAUGUUUGUCCAUAUCCGGCACCUAGAGACACUGGCUGAACUCUGCUCCAUCCUCCGCUCCGAGAUAAUCCAUGAACAUGUCCGCACCUCCCCGGUGGCUAUGACAGCGUUUGAAAUGGUUGUGGUGCAGAUGCUACAGGACAUCCAGGAACGACUGGUCUAUUGCUCACACAUCUACAUCCAGUCUGACAUCCUUGGCUACAACCCAGCCCCAGGUGACCUUGCCUACCCAGAGAAGCUGGAGAUGAUGCAGAGCAUAGCAGAGAGCCUGGUACGUGAGGAGCAGGAGAAGGAGGCAAUGCUUCGUGGAUCCUCUGUGUCUGCUGAGAAUGAUCAUCCAUCCCUGAAUGGCAUGAGCACUCCUGUUUAUCGCCCUGCCUCAGGAGCCUCCACCCCUCGAUCCAAGACUGGAAACUCACCUGCAGACUUGCAUGGGAUGUGGUACCCGACAGUGCGGCGGACAAUUGUGAUGCUGUCCAAGCUCUACCGCUGUCUUGACAAGGCCACCUUCCAGGGGAUAUCCCAGGAGGCAUUGCAGUUCUGUGUCCAAAGCCUAUCUAAUGCUGGUUCCCAGAUUGCCCAGCGCAGGAGCAUCAUAGAUGCACAGCUGUUCCAGAUCAAGCACCUGCUGAUCCUUCGGGAGCAGAUCGCUCCAUUCCACGUUGAGUUUGCUGUCAAGGAGACGAGCCUGGACUUUUCCAAAGUCAAAACUGCAGCUCUGGGUCUACUGCAAAAGCGGGGUCAGCUGUUCACUCUGGGCUCAAACAACGCAAUCCUAGAAUUUCUCCUCGAGGGGACCCCUGAAGUGCACGAGUACCUUCUGGACUCCAAGAAAGAGGUGGACCAGCGCCUCAAGCGAGGGUGUGAGGCGUUCAUUGACACCGUCUCCCGCAUCCUGCUUGCACCUGUCCAUGCUUUAUUUGAAAAGUUGAUGGUCCACCGAGCAGCAUCACCCAAAGACCGCAGCUCGAGUCCCCACAUCAUUCAGAACCAGACAAAGAGUGAAGGUGAGGGAAGCUGGCGGGGGGAAGCAUGGGCGCAUCCCCAGGAGGUGCACAAGGUGGUUGCCGAUGGACAGGCCCUCCUCAAGUCCCAGGUUCCAGCCAUCCUCAAAAGCCUAAAGCUUUACCUUGCUAACCGUGACACCGAGAUGAUCCUGUUCCGACCUGUUCGGAGCAACGUGGUGAGCGCAUACCAGCAGUUGCACAACGUGAUCGGAGGGAACUACAACGAGGAGGAACAGAGGCAGAUCGAGUGUCCAACCCAGGAAGAAGUGAAUCAGUUCAUAUCCUCCUUCCUCUCCUGAUCUUCUCAGGCGGUGGCGGUCGUGAGUAAACGCAUAAUCUACUUUCAUCACUUGGGUGCCUUGGGGAUUCCACCGGGUGAAAUCUGAUUUUAAAAAUUGUCGGAGUGGGAGACUCUGUGAAGGGGAAUAUAACAUAUAUUAUUAUUCUUGUUAGCCUGUAUUGUUAUGAGUAAAAAGAUCUGUGAUUUA
Molecule: messenger RNA, 4905 nt
Organism: Darwinula stevensoni
Lineage: Eukaryota; Metazoa; Arthropoda; Ostracoda; Podocopida; Darwinulidae
Source: the annotation of a GenBank genome assembly